CCAUUUGACCGUGAAGAUCAUUGGGUUGUUUUUCUGGAGAGUUUAAUACUGUACAAUACUUGCUUUCUGGCAGAAGCUAACUGGGUGGCAAGUUCCAAGAACUAGAGUCCCAAUGUUGUCGCUAAUGUAAAUCAAAGGAGAUUGAAUAGUGAACUUUUCCAAACACAUUCAGAAAAUUCUACUGGCCUGCAUGUAGCUCAUUCAAAACGGAUUCAACGUUUUUUUAUUUUAUUUUACUUCAUUUAUUUACAUUUAAAACAUUUAUAUUUUGCCCUGUAUCUCAGGACGGAGUACAACAAUUAAACAAUAUCUGGAAUCCUGUUGGUGGGGCUGUUUGGGCAUAAAUGACAACGGCUUCAUCAGCCUGCAGUGUUAGUCUUUAGUUUAAUUUAAAACGUCUUGCAGCCUCCCACUCAGGUUCUGAGGCUCCCAAAGGAAACCUUUUGGAAGCAUCAUGAUGUGUUAGUGGUGGAGGGAGCCUUUUACUGUCCGUAUCAGUACUGUGGCAGCAGUUUUUGGAUAGUGAAGACUUCUUCACCUCAUCCCGAAAGCUUCUAAAGGCUUCCCCCAGUCGAAAAAGGGAUGCCUAGAAAGCCUCGGAACCUGAAGUGGGGAGGGGGUAAGGAGCUUUACACUGAGUCAGAUUAAAGAUUAUUAUUGCAGGCAGAUGAUAUUGCCAUUUAUGCUUGUUUAUUUUCCCAACAGGAUUCCAAGCAAGAUAAAAUAAUAUUUUUAAAACAUAAGCUACACAUUAAAACCAACAAUAAUAAAGCCUGCAUAUCCUAUUAAAGCCAUGAUGCUAAAUCCCAAAAGGCCUUCGUGAAUAACGCAUGUUUUAAGUUGACAGUGAUAGGAGAUUAAUGUAAGCCAUUUGUUCAGCCUCUAAGGCUAAAGCAUUCCAUAAAUGAGCCACAGCCAUGAAAGCCCUCUACCAUGUGUCUGCCUAGUGGAUCGUUCUUCCAUCAUGGGACACAGAGAAGUGUAUACAGAGAGAGGUAUCUCCUCAAGUAUCCAGGAGAACUGUACCAAUGAAGAAAUCCUCAACAGCUUGAAACACGUACGGCCUGGUUCUGGAUUUCAACCCAACUUCAUACUUUGUCAGAAAUGUGAAGUGAAUGGCAAGAACACCCACUCAGUCUUUGCCUAUCUGAAGGACAAACUUCCCUACCCAGAAGAUAACCCUUCCUGCCUCAUGAUGGAACCCAAGUUCAUCGUAUGGAAUCCAGUGCAGCGCAAUGAUAUUUCGUGGAACUUUGAGAAGUUCCUGGUGGGGCCUGAAGGAGAACCUUUCAAACGCUACAGCCCCCGAUUCCUCACUACCAAUAUUGAGCCUGACAUCCAGCGCCUUCUGAAGCUUGCCAAAUAAGAGGGGAGAAACAGUACUUCUAGAUUAUUCUAGUAGUUUCCCAUAGCAAGUCAAAUCAGAAGAGUAACUAGAAAUUCACUGCUCUGUGAUCAUGUCUGUCUUCUUAUAAUGUACUUAUAGAAGCAAAGAAAUGCCCAGACCCCAAUUAUUUUCUCAUCUUCUUUCCUAAGUGUACGAGCUGCUUCAUCCCAGCUCCAAAUACAGCCAACGUCAGACUUUUACUGUGUGAUGGUGCCCUCCUAAAGCUCAAAGGAGGGAGCCUGAAAAGUGUAAAGGUGUUGAUCCCCUGGCCUUUUCUUGCUGGGCAGUAUUUGUUUUAUAAGUCAAAAACAUGUUUAAGAACUCCUCCUUCUAUUUUCUUAUCAGACAGUCUCUUAUUAACAUCCGCCUGAAUAUAGCUGGUUUUGCUUCUCUUGCUGGUACUGACAAACCACAGCUCUUCACACUUCUGCCUUCAAAUGUCCCUUUCUUCAUAUUGUCCAGAAAUGCUAGUGUUUGUUUAUACACAGUAGUGCUUACAAACCUAAGUAGAUUCACUGAGAGCCAUUUACUGAAUAAUCUAUCAUUUCCUAUCAAAAACAUCAGAAUAUACUUCAUUAAAAGUUACAUGCUGCUAAUCCAGAGAAUGGCAGUGCUAGGGGUAGAAGAAAUCCACACUGCAGAAAUAUACAUCCUAGAAAGGGUGAGAGUUCUAGACUAAACAAAUUAAUCAUCUAAGUGUUCUCAAUGACCAAUUUCCAAAAAGGUUAAAUUAAUCAAGACUGUUAUAUCAUAUACUCCAGAACUGCUUGUGAAUUAUUAGUACUUACUGUCCAAACUGCCUGAAACCAAAAUGACACAAAAAGGCCCAAUAGUAUUCACCCAAUUUUCACUGCACAAACCUAAUUCCAAGAUUGUCAGAAAUAAAGAGAUCAAUGAUUUAAGGCAAUGUGAUAAGCGCAUAAUAUUGUGAACACGUCUGGUCCCUAAAAUCCAAAGUUUUGAAGUAACUACCUAUAAUUUUGUUAAUCAUAAUAAAAGUAAUUGCAAUGUACCUUUUUUCCAUCUCCAGUGUAACUUUAGUUAUAGUUACAUUAACACGGGAUGUGUGGCCUCACGACUUAGGUCUCUUGUGUAUCUCAGGCUCGUAGCACUAUGAAUUUUUUUUAAAUCAGCAAAAAAGUAACUGGUUUCUUUUGAAUAGUGUGAAAGGUGUUUGUUUGUUUAAUUGUAUCUGCCACAAUAACUAGCUACAUUUUGGAUCUCAAAAUAGUAACUAAAUGAUUUUUUAAAAAGUAACAUUCCAAGUUCUAUGAACACAUGUCUAGUGGUUCAGGAUGUAUCUGGUCCAUAGAGCCAGAGGUUAGGACUUCAUUUCUCCACUGUGCCUCCUUGACACAUAAGGUCCCUUUCAGCUCUGCAGUUCCAAGAUUAUUAUUAGAUUAUUAUGUCUAUAUUUAGAUAAGAGCAUCCAAAAAAAAUUUACACAAUAGGCAUAACCUGUAGAUUUAGUAUUUACAGAAGCUCAGAACCAACAGAGUGGGGCCAGAAGAACUUAAACAAAAUUGCAUCCAUUUGAAUGGACUGUGCUCAAGUCAUUACUGCAGCGGUUCCCAACCUAGGGUUUCCUAGAUGUUCUUGGACUACAAUUCUCAGAAAUCCUAGUCA
Molecule: messenger RNA, 3013 nt
Organism: Pogona vitticeps (central bearded dragon)
Lineage: Eukaryota; Metazoa; Chordata; Lepidosauria; Squamata; Agamidae
Source: RefSeq, a predicted model, not a curated record